UGGGGCGAGCCGAGAGUAAAUAGACGCCGGAGCCCAAGAUGGCGGAGCCGCCCAGUCCCGGUCGUGGCGCGGCGCCUCCCGAGCAGGAGUCACUCGGCGCCAGGGCGGCCCCGGACGUGAAAGGUUCCCGCGGAUCCCAGCCAGCCGCCAAGAAGGUGAAGGGAGCCGAGGAGCGGAGCCUGAAGGGCGCUAAGCGCGUCAACGGUGAAGGGGGCGGCGGUGGCGGGAGCGCCAAGCAGCCGCUGCCCGCGGUCGUGCCGAGCUACAGCGGCCCCGCGCCGUGGGGCUUCGCCACGCUGCCCUCGGGCCCCUCGGCGGGCGCGGGGGGCUUCGCGUUCCCUUCUCCGCUGUCCCGGAAGCUUCUGCCGCCCGCCGUGCUGCUGCCGCCGUCCGCCUCCCCCUCCUCGUCCCACCCGCAGCACCAGCACCGCCACCACCGGCACCGCCUGGCGCUGGCGGCCGAGGCGGGAGGCAGCGGCGGCAGCGCCAAGCCCAAGAGACCCAAGGAAAAGCGGGACAAGGAGAGGAGGAAGCACGGGGCGCUGCCCAUGGUGGCGGCGGCGGCGGGAGAUGGCGGCGGGGCCCUGAGCCGGGAGGAGAACGGGGAGGUGAAGCUGCUGUUCCCGAAAGCUCAAAUCAAAGACAAAGUUAAAGAAAGGGAAAAGAAGCAAAAAGAAAAGAAGAAGCACAAAAUAAUGAAUGAAAUCAAGAAAGAAAAUGGAGAGAUCAAAUUACUACAGAAAGGUGGGAAGGAGAAACCAAAAACCAAUGCAGAAGAGCUACAGAUUAAAAAAGUUAAGAAGAAAAAGAAAAAGAAACAUAAAGAGAACGAGAAGAGGAAGCGUCCAAAAAUGUACAGCAAAUCCAUUCAGACCAUCUGCUCAGGAUUGGUUUCUGAUAUUGAAGAUCAGGAAGCCAAAGGCAUCAYAGAUGAUCAUCUUAAGGAUUUCAAUGGGAAAAAUAUGGAUCCCAAGAAGGACUGUGAGUCCAAGAUACCAGAGAACAGUGAGUUUCCAUUUGUCUCGUUAAAGGAGCCACGGGUUCAAAAUAAACUCAAAAGGUUGGACACAUUGGAGUUCAAACAGCUGAUUCAUAUUGAGCACCAGCCUAACGGAGGUGCAUCAGUUAUCCAUGCCUACAGUAAUGAACUCUCCCACUUGUCUCCUGUGGAGAUGGAGAGAUUUGCAGAAGAGUUUGUGGGUCUGGUUUUUAGUGAAAAUGAAAACUGUGCAGCUUACUAUGUAAUGGGUAUUGUUCAUGGGGCAGCUACUUAUUUACCUGACUUUUUAGACUACUUUUCAUUUAAUUUUCCCAAUUCACCAGUGAAAAUGGAGAUUUUGGGAAAGAAAGAUAUAGAGACAACGACUAUGUCAAAUUUUCAUGCUCAGGUAAAAAGAACAUACUCUCAUGGUACGUAUAGAGCUGGCCCAAUGAGACAGAUCAGCCUGGUUGGAGCAGUUGAUGAGGAAGUGGGGGAUUACUUCCCUGAAUUCCUUGAUAUGUUGGAAGAAUCACCCUUCUUGAAAUGUACACUGCCAUGGGGAACACUUUCUAGUUUAAAAUUAGAGAGUCGUAAAGACAGUGAUGAUGGUCCCAUUAUGUGGGUACGUCCAGGAGAACAGAUGAUCCCUGUGGCUGACAUGCCAAAGUCACCUUUCAAAAGGAAGAGAACUACCAAUGAAAUAAAAAACUUGCAGUACCUACCUCGAACCAGUGAACCCCGUGAAAUGCUAUUUGAAGACAGGACACGAGCCCAUGCGGAUCACAUAGGACAAGGUUUUGAACGACAGACCACAGCUGCCGUGGGAGUGUUGAAGGCUGUGCACUGUGGGGAGUGGUCUGAGCAGCCUCGUAUAACCAAAGAUGUAAUUUGUUUUCAUGCUGAGGACUUCUUGGAGGUAGUUCAGCGAAUGCAGUUAGAUUUGCAUGAGCCUCCACUCUCACAGUGUGUCCAGUGGGUUGAUGAUGCAAAACUUAAUCAGCUGCGAAGGGAAGGCAUUCGAUAUGCCAGAAUCCAGUUAUUCGACAAUGACAUUUAUUUCAUCCCAAGGAAUGUUGUGCACCAGUUCAAAACAGUUUCAGCUGUGUGUAGUUUGGCUUGGCACAUCCGGCUCAAGCUCUAUCAUUCAGAGGAAGAACUCUCUCAAAACACAAGUACUGUUGAAGCAGGGACCUCUGCAGACCCCAAGUCUUCGGUUGUUGGACUUCAGACUGACAGGAUUUGUACUAUGAGCAAAGAUACCUCCGAAGACACCAAAUUUCCAGAUGCUCURCAGACCAAGUACCUGCAGCAGGAAUUUUUGCCGAUAAAACACGAACCUCUUGCAUCUCUCCGAGUAAAAGAAGAACCCAUGAAUGUUGAUCUUGCUGAAAAGACGGUGACACCUAAUGACGUUGGGGGACAGAAUGUUCAGACAAGGCUGGAUCACGUUGAGUUGACGUCAUUAAAGUUGGAAAUGGAUKCUAAAUUUGAACCUGGCAACAAGGACUUACAAGGCAAGUUGUGCUCUGGAGGUCAYGUACAUCCAGAUGAUACAAGACAACAUAGUUCAUCAUAUCCAAAAUUGCAUGGACAAAGAGAGGAUGAUUUUUUGUGCUAAAUUUGUAUAUAUGGUUUUAAAUUUCUUUUUAAAGUUAAUGAUGUAAUAAUGUAAAGACCAUAAAUUGUGAGGCAAGUUUGUGACUUGUCUUCGCAUCUGUUACAGAAAAUAGUUAUGUAGCUUUGUAACAUUCCUCAGUGCCUGUCCAUAACUGUGAAGUAUCAAAGCACUUAGGGCCAGAUGCACUGUAAACACUGCAGGUUUAACAUAAAGAAGUCUUUAAAUAAUUUUGAGUUGUAGGUUUUAGAGUAGAGCUGACAUUUAACAUAUAUAUUUUUUGUAAGAUGAGCCAGAAUUCUUUUUGACAAUUCCAGGCUUUUCCAUAGAGCUUAUUUAUACCAAUUUUUUCAUUUUAAAUGUGUCAGCACUGUAGUGUAAAUAUCUUUUUUAAAAAUCUUUUUAGUGUGAUUUAUACUGAAAUGUGAGCCGCUUAAUAAAGGUUCAUAAUAACAGAUUGGUUUUAUUUUUGGGUCUGCAAAAAAAAAUCAGUUCAACUGCCUCUCUAAGCGGUUAUGUUUCUACCUGCACUAAUGCAUAGGAUGCCCUUAYACCUUGUGGGUGAGGAGCUGUAGCAAACUGAGGUAGAGCUGAGGCAUCUUUAUAAAUGCAGAUUAGUCAGAAGGCAGAAUCAGUCCUCCUGUCACAUGAUUCCUUAUAGAUGCUCGUUCAAGGCACUCCCCAAACUCCUGCUGUCAGAUAUUUAUGUGGAACAGGGAGACAAACCGUCCUCCCUGUUGUGGRGGGCAGUUGACCACUCAGUGGGCUCCAGGAGCGCUACCAGUACCUGCCUGCAUCUCUCUAGAUAAGCUGAUGAAAGGGAGCAAACGCCCUCCUGGGCUUUGCCUCUUGGCCCUGCUCAGGGCACAGUUCAGACAGUUCCAUUUUAUGUUAAAAAAAAAAAAACACCCAACCAAAAAACCAACAAACCCACAAAACAAGCCAAAAAAGCAACCACCUCCUCAAAGCUGUUAUCUGACUACACUUAAACCCAAGAAUAUUUAAGUGGUUACUUACCCAGUUAAAAYGGCCUCUACUUUGGCAGUGGCCUGUAAUUCACAGAGAUGUACCUGGAUUUGAAUUGCUCCCUGUACUGAUAGUGUCAGGCUAUAAAGAGACUUGCCAGUGUGCAUAGUAGGAAGGCUCCUCAUGAGUCACAGUUUGGAAGCAAGAGCUGUUUCAUUAAGAAAAUAACAGCAGUGUCCAARUUAACUGUUCUCUUUCCCCACCUGUGGAAUACUUGGAUUCUCAUAAGUUGUGUUCUGAGGGAAGAGGGUUUCAAGGCUAGCUAGCAUCUGAUCUGGUAACUCUGUCAUUAAACUUAUUUAUUCUCUGUGUAGUGUAUUCCUGUGUAGUUCAAACACAGUGGAAUGAUACAUUUCUCUUGGGUAGCUGCGGUAAACUGCCCUGCAGCCUGUCCUUCAGAUAAAUAUGUAAAACUUUAGAUCCAAGGCCUGUUAUUUCCAAAGCCCUCUGUAUCUCUGAUUUUUGUUAGAAUUUUUCUGUAUAAUGUUUUACAGAAAUGUACAUCCUUAAGUAUCCAGUUCAUAGACUUUGAUGCACUUAGUGAUCUCUCUGGCUUCAUUUGUAGCAAUAGAACAAUGUGAUUUUCAGGUGAUGUCCAAUUCAACUACCUGAGGUUGUAAAUGUUUUUUUUUGCUUAUAGGUUGUUAAAAUUUAAAACAAUUUUGUACUGCAAAAACAAAACAAGUAUGUACUGCAUACUCACAGCUGGCACUAAAAUCAGCUGUUUAUUAGAUGAGUGCCCUGAUUGGUUUAAUCUAAAAUAGGUCUGUCAAGGAAUUAUUAAUUAAAUCACUAUUUGAAUUGCUAAACRUUACUCCUACAUAGCCAUAAUUAUGUAUUAGAGAAGCAAUAGAAAUCUGAGUCUCUUGGAUGUGGAUAAUACGUCCUCAAGUCUUACUACUGUUUUCUUUAAUGCUGGCUAAGAGAUUACUACCAGUUUUUCAGCCUCAGGGAUCUUGCUUUCCCCUUUGCCAUGAGCAAAUGAUUAAUGUGUGAUGUGGUUAUUGGUUUAGCAGAUUGUGAUUUGAAAAAAUUCAUUUGUUCAUGUAAGAACUUGAGCCUUUCUUAUAGUAGGAAUGUGGUCUCAGCUCCCUUUGCUGUUUUCUGGAUUAUCUGGAAGUAAUGCUUAUGAACAUCCAUAUACAGUUCCCUGGCCUUCCAUUCCUGUUUUCUGUGCUGGCCAUGAAGAACAGCUACAGAGCAGAGCUGCGGGUUGUAGUUUGCCCUAAGCAUGCAGCUCUCCAAGUGGGACAGCUGAGCAAAACCAGCAGC
Molecule: messenger RNA, 4895 nt
Organism: Malurus melanocephalus (red-backed fairy wren)
Lineage: Eukaryota; Metazoa; Chordata; Aves; Passeriformes; Maluridae
Gene: RSBN1L
Product: round spermatid basic protein 1 like
Exons: 8
Coding region: 39-2600 (853 amino acids)
Cellular component (GO): nucleus
Source: RefSeq, a predicted model, not a curated record